Molecule: messenger RNA, 1346 nt
Organism: Cloeon dipterum
Lineage: Eukaryota; Metazoa; Arthropoda; Insecta; Ephemeroptera; Baetidae
Exons: 5
Coding region: 106-1119 (337 amino acids)
Source: RefSeq, a predicted model, not a curated record
GAUCGGGGCCGCGACGAUUAUCAGACAGGCAGCAGACAAUUAACUUUGCAGCUUUUGUCUCCAAGUCAGUCAGUCAAUCAGUCAGUCAGUCUGCCGCCGAGCAGCAUGUCGUACGGGCUCGCCAGCAGCCAGGCGACGUCCCUCAGGGCGCUGCCUAUGCAGCACAGGGGCUUCCCCGCUCGAAUGGACUACUACACCACUCCAGGGUUGCUAACAUCAAAAUCGAAAAGACGGAGCGAGAGCAGUGGCUGGAGCAGCAGCAGCAGCAGCAGUGGCGGCUCCUCAAGUAGCACAACUGCGAGCAAUGCGGCCGUCAGCGCCCUAGCCCUAUUGUCCUUCCUCUUCUUUCUUAAUAUGCUGCAGCAAAAUCUGGCUGCCGGACAGCAACAGACGCUUCUCUUCAUGGUAAACAACACCGCAGCCACCGGCACGACUGCUAACGCGUCGCGGCUCACCCUCAACCGGCGGCGAAGACCGCUGAUCGCCUUGGCGCAGGUGAACGCCAAGCAGGGCUUCAACGGCCGCACCAAGCUCACCAUAAAAGCGAUGAAAAAGAUGCGACUCAAGAAGCGCAGGAGACCGCGUGACCUGAACGAUGAACCAGAACCUUUCCUUGAAUACAGCAACGACAUAGACCUUCAGACGGAGGAUGAACAAUAUGAUGACGAUGACACAGACCUGACCAUGGCAGAUGAGGAUGAAGAAGGAGAAGAGGCUCCGCCGGUGAUGAUGCCCGGACUGGAGCACAGCGGUGCCCUGCAACUUUCUGCAUGGCUGCAGGGCCAGAUCGGUGCCGAUCAGAUGCGUUACGACCUGGUCGACACUCUGACCAACUGCAGGGCCGUUGUCGCUUGCAAUCUGCACAAAGCCAGCAAACAGGGAACGCUGACUUCGACGCCAACAUCAUUGCCAGAUGAUAGCCUCAAAAAGCUGCUUGGCGAAGCGGGCGAGUACGCCGAGUCGGGUCAUUUGGACGAAGCGUGUGAGGAUUUGCUGUUGGCCGCCGGCGACGAGUGCAACGCGCUGGCCAAGUCAUUCUCCGCGCUGCUACCCAAUCUCAAUAGUCUCGGCCAUUCCAUCACUGGACACAAGGACGGAGAAGAUAAACCCGAUUUAUAGUUCACCAUUUUUGAGUUGUGGAUUGUGCUAUUAAUUUUUCAUAGCAACUAGUGAAUACAAUUUAAAUUGUAAAUAACUGUAUUCAUAUUUUUUCGUAAUUGAAGGGGUGAAUUAUAUGAGUUAUUAUGCCUUGCUUCGUCAUUAUUUUACGCUAAUUUAUUGCUUUUUCUAUUGAUUAUUAAAAUACAAAUUUAAUAUUGAAGUGAAAUAAAAAAACAAAACAUUUG